Molecule: messenger RNA, 1045 nt
Organism: Salarias fasciatus (jewelled blenny)
Lineage: Eukaryota; Metazoa; Chordata; Actinopteri; Blenniiformes; Blenniidae
Gene: nop16
Product: NOP16 nucleolar protein homolog (yeast)
Exons: 5
Coding region: 115-645 (176 amino acids)
Biological process (GO): ribosomal large subunit biogenesis
Cellular component (GO): nucleolus
Source: RefSeq, a predicted model, not a curated record
UCUUUUCCGGUGACGUAGACGGAAACGGCCUGAGAGCAGCACGUUGUUAGCUGCUAGCAUCUCGUGCGCAGCUCGACACUCUUCUUUAGCUUCAGACAUCAAAACAACACCGAGAUGCCGAAAGCGAAGAAGUCCAGCAGGAAGAUGCGCUUCGAUUACAACCGAGACCGGAAGAAGCUGAAGAAGAAGUUCCUCAAGAAAAACAACCCGAGGAUCGAGCAUCCACAGAUCCGAGAUGCCUGGGACAGCAGGAAGUCCAUGGCGAGUAACCUGCGGGAGAUGGGCUUGACCUUUGACCCCAACCGCAGUGUGGGCCAGCGGAAGCCUGGAGCAGCCGGAGCGCCGGUCGUCACCAAGCCCUACAUCCUGCACCAGCUGCAGGAGGAGGCGUCCCGUCCAGAGAAGGACACCAAGACGUUGUCCAGCGACCUGCUGGAGUUCGUCCAGCACAUGAUCCGACAACAUGGAGACGACAUCAAGGCCAUGGCCCGGGAUGAGAAGAACUACUACCAGGACACGCCCAAGCAGAUCCUCAGGAAGAUCCGGGAGUACCGGCGCUGCCACCCGGACCACUACCAGGACUUCAUGAGGUCCCUGGGAGACCCGCGGGACCGGCGGGAUGGGCUGGACCACAUGGACCUGUAGAACACUCCGGACACAGACCGGGUUCUUCCACAAGGAGCCGAGACCGGGACAGACCCGACGGGGGGCUCGUCUGCCGUCCGGGUUCCCCGCCGUCCCCCUGGGACGUCCUGCAGGACGCUGCUGGGACUCGGUGGAGAACCCCGGGUUCCUCUGCGAUCCUGGUACUCUCAGAGACUCUGGAACCAGUGCUGGUCAUUAAAGAUCUGUGUGGAACUCGGAGUGGCUCUCGGUGGAUCUUGACCUUUGACCCCAAACAUCCAGCUUCAGUCGCUGGAAGACCCGGUUCCUUUAGUCUGGAAACGUCAACGAGCCUGGUGCCUGGUAGAGGACCUCAGAGGACCCGGUAGAGGACCUCAGAGGACCCGGUAGAGGACCUCAGAGGACCCGGUAGAGGACCUCA